Molecule: messenger RNA, 1485 nt
Organism: Penicillium verhagenii
Lineage: Eukaryota; Fungi; Ascomycota; Eurotiomycetes; Eurotiales; Aspergillaceae
Product: MFS general substrate transporter
Exons: 5
Coding region: 1-1485 (494 amino acids)
Biological process (GO): transmembrane transport
Cellular component (GO): membrane
Molecular function (GO): transmembrane transporter activity
Source: RefSeq, a predicted model, not a curated record
AUGGCAACCCCCGCCGACACAAUGAAUCCUGACAAUGAAGCCGCACCAUUAUUGGGGGCCAAAAAAGCGCCCGCGUCGCGAUCACAGAAGCUGACGGUGAUGAUUGCAACGACCGCGCUAAUCCUUGCCAUUGAUUUUGGAUUCUAUCUUACUACCGCACCCCAAACGAAGGUCUUCGAAAAUAUCAUCUGUCGAAACUACCUGAAUGCUCAAGGUCAACCAGCAGGUACAAUUCUAACUGAUGGUGUCUGUAAGUCCGAGCCAGUGCAGGUUGAAUUGGCCCUUGUGAAUGGGUGGAAGGAGACUUCUGAUAUCGUACCGGGCAUCCUACUUUCUGUCCCGUAUGGCAUUUUAGCGGACCGCUGGGGACGUAAGCCGGUUCUCCUUCUGGGUAUUCUGGGAACCCUCCUCGGCGAGAGCUGGGUUCGAGUUGUGUGCUUUUAUCCUACAAUCCUGCCACUGCGGCUGGUCUGGCUGUCUGGAUUAUGGAAGAUCAUUGGCGGAGGGGAUAAUGCCCUUUCAUCUAUUGCUCUGGUUAUGGUUGCGGACGUAUUCCCCGAGGAAGAGAUAGCUACGGCCUUAUUCCGCCUCGGCAGUGCGGUGUUUCUGUCUGAAAUUCUAGCCACCCCAGUCAGCGCAUACCUGAUGGCUAGUGAUCCAUGGAUCCCAUUUGUAUUGGGACUUGGGAUUGCCAUUCUGGGAUCAGGUGCUGCGCUUCUAAUGCCAGAAACCUUGACUAAGGCCAAAUCUAAGGUCUUUUUAACGACCGAGGCUAGCGAGGAAGAAGCGCAGUUAUACUCAGAUGAGAAUGACUCUCUCGGUCAACAUAUCAAGGUCAACAUGCGCAAACUUCGUGACUCGACCAAAUUUAUUUUUGGUAACACAGCCGUCGCCAUAUGUCUCUUUUCGCUGUUCAUUGCGGCUAUCAGCAAGCAGUCGACGAGUCUCCUGCUGCAGUAUACAUCUAAACGUUUCGAUUGGAGCAUAGCCAAUUCCAGCCUCCUCAUUUCCUUACGCGGCAUCUUUGCCUUAGCAAACUUCUUGCUCCUCAUGCCAGCCGUGUCCUCCAUACUCACAAAGUAUUUCCAUCUUCCUAGCAGUUUGAAAGACCUAAGAAUAGCACAAGGUAGCAGUUUCAUCUCCGCCCUUGGCCUAUUCAUCAUCGGAACGGCUUCAUCCCGAGCAAUUCUAAUUACGGGAAUUGUGUUCGUCGCAUUGGGGGCUCCUUUUGCGGUGUCAUGUCGCAGUUUCGUCACGUCGCUGAUCCGACCGGACCAGAUGGGAACCCUCUAUUCGUCUGCUUCAGCUGUCACGUCAAUUGGGAUGAUGAUUGCCGGUCCGCUUUUGGCUUAUGCCUUUCGGUUGGGUUUGCAUCUGGGGCCUGCGUGGCUCGGGCUGCCGUUUACGCUGGCAGGAGCAAUAUACCUUCUGGGUUCCAUUUCUCUGGUUCUGUUGAGGGUUCCUGAUAGAGUCCAUAGAGAGUAG